GGCCGGAACCAUGGAGGGCGCAGAAGAGAAGAAGAAGGUUCCUGCUGUGCCAGAAACCCUUAAGAAAAAGCGAAGGAAUUUCGCAGAGCUGAAGAUCAAACGCCUGAGAAAGAAGUUUGCCCAAAAGAUGCUUCGAAAGGCAAGAAGAAAGCUUAUCUAUGAAAAAGCGAAGCACUAUCACAAAGAAUAUAGGCAGAUGUACAGGACCGAGAUUCGAAUGGCUAGGAUGGCGAGAAAAGCUGGCAACUUCUAUGUACCUGCGGAACCCAAGUUGGCAUUUGUCAUCAGGAUCCGAGGCAUCAAUGGUGUGAGCCCAAAGGUCCGAAAGGUGCUGCAGCUUCUCCGCCUUCGCCAGAUCUUCAACGGCGCCUUUGUCAAACUCAACAAGGCUUCCAUUAACAUGCUGAGGAUUGUGGAGCCAUACAUCGCAUGGGGGUAUCCAAACCUGAAGUCAGUAAAUGAAUUGAUCUACAAGCGUGGUUAUGGCAAAAUCAACAAAAAGCGAAUUGCCCUGACAGAUAACACAUUAAUUGCGCGAUCUCUUGGUAAAUACGGCAUCAUCUGCAUGGAGGAUUUGAUUCAUGAGAUCUAUACUGUUGGAAAACGUUUCAAAGAAGCAAACAACUUCCUGUGGCCCUUCAAAUUGUCUUCUCCACGAGGUGGAAUGAAGAAGAAGACCACCCACUUUGUGGAGGGGGGAGACGCUGGCAACAGGGAAGACCAGAUCAACAGGCUUAUUAGGAGGAUGAACUAAGGUAUCUACCAUGGGUAUUUUUGUAAUCUGGUCAGUUAAUAAAAUAAACAGCCACUGUUUUCAA
Hipposideros armiger (great roundleaf bat) is the source of this 818-nucleotide messenger RNA. RefSeq names its product 60S ribosomal protein L7. Lineage: Eukaryota; Metazoa; Chordata; Mammalia; Chiroptera; Hipposideridae. Gene Ontology annotation, molecular function: structural constituent of ribosome; RNA binding. Gene Ontology annotation, biological process: maturation of LSU-rRNA from tricistronic rRNA transcript (SSU-rRNA, 5.8S rRNA, LSU-rRNA). Bases 11 to 754 code for a protein of 247 amino acids. The record is from RefSeq and is a predicted model, not a curated record. The transcript has a single exon. Gene Ontology annotation, cellular component: cytosolic large ribosomal subunit.